Messenger RNA from Dromiciops gliroides (monito del monte), 3843 nucleotides. It is a transcript of the gene MIOS, whose product is annotated as meiosis regulator for oocyte development. The record is from RefSeq and is a predicted model, not a curated record. Gene Ontology annotation, cellular component: cytoplasm. NCBI's taxonomy places the organism in Eukaryota, Metazoa, Chordata, Mammalia, Microbiotheria, Microbiotheriidae. Bases 129 to 2765 code for a protein of 878 amino acids. Gene Ontology annotation, molecular function: protein binding. The transcript has 11 exons. Gene Ontology annotation, biological process: cellular response to amino acid starvation; positive regulation of TORC1 signaling.
GUGCGCCGAGGCCCCGCCGGAGGCGGCCGGGGCUACUGGGGAGGGAUUUCGCUGGCUGGGCUGUGGAGCCCCGUCGGCCCCAGGCCCCGCUGGAUCCCGGAGCUCCUGCGUCCGGAUUUCCUGCCAGCAUGAGCGGCUCCAAGCCCGACAUCCUGUGGGCCCCGCACCAGGCGGAUCGCUUUGUCGUGUGUGACUCGGAGCUGAGCCUCUACCAGGUGGAGCCGGCGGGCAGCUCCGAACUCAAAGCGGGGUCUCUGCGCCUGUCCGAGGACACGGCAGCCACCUUGCUGUCCAUCAACUCGGACACCCCGUACAUGAAGUGCGUGGCCUGGUACCUGAGCUACGACCCCGAGUGCCUGCUGGCCGUGGGCCAGGCCAACGGGCGCGUGGUGCUCACCAGCCUGGGGCAGGACCACAACUCCAAGUUCAGAGACUUGAUCGGGAAAGAGUUUGUUCCCAAGCACGCCCGGCAGUGCAACACCCUGGCCUGGAACCCCCUGGACAGCAGCUGGCUGGCCGCCGGCCUGGACAAGCACCGCGCCGACUUCUCCGUGCUCAUCUGGGACAUCUGCAGCAAGCACAGUCCAGAAGCCGCGGUCCCUCUGGAGAAGGUGAGGCUGUCGGGGGGCGACGCCGAGGCGGGGCUGGUGGUCACCAAGCCCCUCUACGAGCUAGGACAGAAUGAUGCCUGCCUGUCCCUCUGCUGGCUGCCCCGGGACCAGAAGCUGCUGCUGGCCGGCAUGCACCGCAACCUGGCCAUCUUCGACCUGCGUAACACCAGCCAGAAGAUGUUUGUGAACACCAAGGCCGUGCAGGGCGUGACGGUGGACCCCCACUUCCACGACCGCGUGGCCUCUUUCUACGAAGGCCAGGUGGCCAUCUGGGAUCUCCGCAAGUUCGAGAAGCCCGUCCUGACCCUGACGGAGCAGCCCAAGCCCCUCACCAAGGUUGCCUGGUGCCCCACCAGGACGGGGCUGCUGGCCACCCUCACCAGGGACAGUGACAUCAUCAGGCUCUACGACAUGCAGCACACGCCCACGCCCAUCGCAGAUGAGACCGAACCCACCAUCAUCGAGCGCAGCGUGCAGCCGUGCGACAACUACAUCGCCUCCUUUGCCUGGCACCCCACCGGCCAGAACCGCAUGAUUGUGGUGACGCCCAACCGCGCCAUGUCCGACUUCACCGUGUUUGAGCGCAUCUCGCUGGCCUGGAGUCCGGUCACCUCCUUGAUGUGGGCCUGUGGCCGGCACCUCUACGAAUGUGCCGAGGAAGGGAACGACCCUUCUCUGGAGAAGGACAUCGCCACCAAGAUGCGCCUACGGGCCUUGUCCCGCUACGGCCUCGAUACCGAGCAAGUCUGGAGGAACCACGUGCUGGCCGGGAACGAAGACCCGCAGCUGAAGUCGCUCUGGUACACGCUGUACUUCAUGAAGCAGUACACAGAGGAGCUGGACCCCAAAUCCCCAGGCCACAAAGGGUCCCUGGUUUAUGCAGGCAUCAAAACCAUCGUGAAGUCCUCUUUGGGCAUGGCGGAAGGCGGCAGCAGGCACAGCUGGAGCGGGGCGUCUGAGAAGCCAAGCGAGGGCCAGAGUCUGAGCGACGAGAGGGUCUUGGCCCUGCAGCUCUGCGGCUGGAUAACCAAGGGGACCGACGUGGACGUGGGGCCCUUCCUGAACUCCCUCGUGCAGGAGGGAGAAUGGGAGCGAGCCGCCGCCGUGGCCUUGUUCAACCUGGACAUCCGGCGUGCCAUCCAGAUCCUCAACGAGGGGGCCUCUUCUGAGAAAGGCGACCUGAACCUCAAUGUGGUGGCCAUGGCAUUGUCGGGGUACACAGAUGAGAAGAACUCCCUGUGGAGGGAGAUGUGCAGCACCCUGCGCUUACAGCUCAGCGACCCUUAUCUCUGCGUCAUGUUUGCCUUUCUGACCAGCGAGCCCGGCUCUUACGACGGCGUCUUGUAUGAGAAUAAAGUGGCGGUACGAGACAGGGUGGCAUUUGCUUGCAAGUUCCUCAGUGAUGCUCAGUUGAACAGAUACAUUGAAAAGCUGACCAAUGAAAUGAAAGAGGCAGGAAACCUAGAAGGAAUCUUGCUGACGGGGCUGACCAAGGAUGGGGUCGAUUUAAUGGAAAGCUAUGUGGAUAGAACUGGAGACGUCCAGACCGCAAGCUACUGUAUGCUCCAGGGUUCUCCAUUGGAUGUACUCAAAGAUGAGAGGGUCCAGUACUGGAUUGAAAACUAUAGGAAUUUGCUGGAUGCAUGGCGCUUCUGGCACAAGCGGGCAGAAUUUGACAUUCAUAGGAGCAAGCUGGAUCCCAGUUCCAAGCCCUUAGCCCAGGUGUUUGUGAGCUGCAAUUUCUGUGGGAAGUCCAUCUCCUACAGCUGCUCCGCUGUGCCCCACCAGGGCCGGGGUUUCAGCCAGUAUGGCGUGAGCGGCUCCCCGACCAAAUCCAAAGUCACAAGCUGUCCCGGCUGUCGGAAGCCCCUCCCGCGAUGCGCACUCUGCCUCAUCAAUAUGGGGACGCCCGUGUCUAGCUGUCCAGGAGGAUCCAAGUCAGACGAGAAAGUGGACCUCAGCAAGGACAAAAAGCUCGCCCAAUUCAAUAACUGGUUUACUUGGUGCCACAACUGCAGGCACGGGGGUCACGCCGGCCACAUGCUCAGCUGGUUCAGGGACCACGCCGAGUGUCCCGUGUCUGCGUGUUCCUGUAAGUGUAUGCAGUUGGAUACGACAGGGAAUCUUGUCCCAGCAGAGACUGUGCAGCCCUAGACUGUAGCCUUUCGAGGGGGCGGCUUCCUGCUAGGGCUCUCCCACAUCCUGAACACACAGCAAGACACCCCGCGAGUCCCUCGGACCUUCGCCUCAUCCCCUCAAUGGGCCUCCUGCAGUGAGUGACCGGCCCGCUCACUGGCCAAAGCAGUGCAUUUUGGAGAUUCCUGUAGAAACCCAGAAUGCCUCCUGAUCCCAUGACGUAGAAGACCCUUGAACUUGUCCUGGGGAAGCAGGACACGCUUCAUCAAGAUUUCCCAGCAGUGUGGCCAGAAAGCCGGCCUCAUCAAAGUGGCCCCGGGGAAUCUGGUCCCUCCCUCUCCCUUGUCAAUAACCCCCCCCCCCCACACACACACACCUGCAGAAAGGGAUCCGUUGUCCUGGUGGGGGAUGGGUCCCCGUUCACAAGGGCCUUCAUUUCCAGAUGGUGAACGGCAGGGUGGGUAUGCCCUCAGUUCUCUAGGGCAGGAUCGAGAGCCCCCUAUUUAGCACAGGGCCCCAAAGCAGCUUCUCCAGGUGAGGAAGCUCCUGACGGUUCCCUUGGCAGUCCCCUCCACCCCCAUCCACGGUCAUUGUUGAACAUCUGCAGAGCGCCUACUGUGUGCAGCCAGCCCCUGACCUCCCCCUGCCCCCGGCCGCCCUAGGGGGAUGGUCUCCUUCAGAUGCCAACGACCGAAUCAUCUCCUGCUCUGGAACCUCCUGAAAACAGGCAGCUUCUCAGGCCGUAGAGCACAAGAGGGGGAGGAAUCGGCCUCCCCAUGGCUGCUGACGGGCUUUCUCUCCGCUUGGGGCGGGGCCUGGUGAUCAGCCCAGCCGGGGGCGACGAUUUGGUCUCUCGCACAGUUGUGUGUGUGCAGGGGGCACCAUCGGGGUGGGAACUGGCUUAACCAGCCCAGGGCGGCCAAUCACCGCUAGACACUGAGAGUGAAGGGGCGCAGAGUCUCAGACUGUCCAUUGCUGUUACUUUAGCUGCUCCCUGGUGAGGUCAUGAGGUCAUUGUUGCUGAUCAGGUGACCUCAGAAGCCCAGCACCAAAGCCAAGGGACCUGGAGGCAGCUGCGGUGGGGAGGGUCUGGGCU